Molecule: messenger RNA, 1437 nt
Organism: Penicillium brasilianum
Lineage: Eukaryota; Fungi; Ascomycota; Eurotiomycetes; Eurotiales; Aspergillaceae
Source: the annotation of a GenBank genome assembly
AUGCGGCCCUCCACCCCGCUAUCCGCGGACCUGCCCCCGCUGAUCAUGGGCACCGCAACAUUCAACUCGCAAUACAACGCAGACCCCUUCGCUCUGCCAACAACCGAACUUGUCCACCGUGCCCUCUCCCGCGGCAUCCGCGCCUUCGAUACGUCCCCCUACUACGGCCCCGCCGAAGAACUCCUCGGGCGCGCCCUAGCCACCGACUUCGUGCAAACCAAUUUCCCCCGCGACUCCUACAGACUCCUGACGAAAGUCGGUCGCAUCGCAGGCGCUUCGUUCGAUUACUCGCCCACCUGGAUUAGUCACAGUGUCCGCCGCAGUCUCCGCCGUCUACACACCAGUUAUCUCGAUGUCGUAUACUGCCACGACGUGGAAUUCGUUUCGCCAGAGGAAGUCCUGAUCGCCGUGCAGGAACUGCGCCGUCUUCGCGAUGAAGAGGGUAUCCUGCGGUACGUCGGGAUCUCGGGCUACCCAGUCGACGUGCUCAGCUCUCUGGCGGAAAUGAUCCUCCGCGAGACGGGCGAACCAUUGGACAUCGUCAUGUCCUACGCCAACUACACAUUGCAGAAUACCCGUCUGCGCACGCUGGCUCUACCGCGUCUCCUCGCCGCAGGCGUAGACGUCGUCCCCAACGCCUCCCCACUCGGAAUGGGCCUUCUCCGUCGGGACGGAGUACCCAUCGGCUCAAUGGGCGACUUCCACCCCGCACCCAACGAACUGCGCACCGCCAUCCACGCCGCGGCCGAAUGCACCGCGCAAAACGGCGAGAAACUCGAAGUCGUCGCGAUCCGCUUUGCACUGGAAUCAUGGCUACGCGCGGGCUCGAAGGCAGGCGCCCUCGGCGCACCGCUUGCUCGGUCCGCGGACGCAGAUCCGGGCUUUUUGUCCGUAGCUUAUCUCGGGGUUGGUCGGAGACUUGGCGUGAGUGUGAUGGGAGUUAGUAAUAUCGCCGAGCUAGACGAGACGUUGCGCGUGUGGCACAGUAUCCUGGAUGGACUGGAGAGCUGGGACGAUGAUGAUGAUGCGUUUGACUUCAACGUCGAUGACGAAGAUACCAUGCGGUCAGCUGGUAUCUCCACGCCGACUGAAAAGACCGACGGCACUGUUGCCUCGUCCGCGACGCAUGCGCCUAACAUUCUCACACCCUCUGAAGGCCUCAUCACAGAUCGCGCAUGGUCUCAAACACGCCGCGCGAAAAUCCUACAGCUCUCCAAGGAAGUCCGCAACGUGCUCGGUGCCGAGUGGGUGGAUUAUGUGUGGGCGAGUCCGCCGGAAGACUUUAAGAAUACCCUCCCGGAUGAACAUGUCACCGCUUUGAGGAUCCUCGAGGAUGAAGAGGCAGCGGGCAACAUGGCGCUGGCUUCUCCUGCGGAGUCGAUUCAAGAUGAGGCUAUGUUGACGCCGCCGCUGGAAGCGGAAGCACGGUUGGAGUAG